UCGGGCUCGGUAUGUCAACAGCAAGCCAUGGCGGCAAGUUUGUUAGAAGAGAAUUUGCGGUCCCUAAACGAAUGUUUGACGACUGCAGACAACUCAUCAAAAGAGCAAGCAGAUAGUAUUGUUGCAGAUAUUAGUCAAAUAUGUAUCAACGAGUCGACAGACAAGGAUAUAGAUUUAUGUUGUUCUGUUUUGUUCGACAAAAGAAAAGGGUUGGUCUCAUUUCUAUCUGAGACAGUUACGAAGGAAGAGUUUCAGACAUGCAAGCAGAAAAUUCUAGAAUUUUUGUCAGAAUUUGUACAAAGGAUUGGGAAAAAAAUUAUUCCAUAUGUUUUUGACAUAAAGGAUGUGUGUGUGUCUUUAUUUUUUCGAGAGAGGCUGGCCAAAAUAAAGAAUUUAUCCAUUCCAGUCUUGGCAAAAGUCUUAGAGUUGUCGGUUGGAUCUGUGAAUGUCCAGGACCUGGGAAUUGAUAAGAUGAUCAACAAGUUCUUCAUGGAGCUCACAAAGAGUGUGUCCAAACUCCCAGCAUCAGUAAAGGAAAGCAUAUAUGUGAUUUUGGGACUUCUCGUUGAAAUCUACCCUGAACACAUGACUCAGUAUGCAGGCAAAUUGGUGGACAUUUAUCUGCGAGCUCUAAAAGCAGAGAUGACCAGUAAAACCAAGAAACCAGAGCUGUCGGUGAUAAGUGGGUGUCUGGAAGGACUGGCCAGCUGUCUCGUCAAUUUCACAGAGGAUGAGGACUCCCAAAACAGUUAUGAGACUUUCAAGUUUGCUCGAAUGGCUAUUGAUCCUGAUAUCAACUACACCCGCUAUGAUGUCCCCCGAGCAGGACUCAAGCUGUUCUCGAGACACUCUGCUCAGUUCAAAUCCCAGCUAGCAGAUGACUAUCAGGGCAUGUAUCAAAAGUUAAAAAGUUGGAGUAAGCAUAACAACAGAGAAUUGCUUCAUCUGGGAACAGCGGCCAUGGAGGCUUUUUUAACGCAGAUAUCAGAAGUGCUGGUUACAAAAGCAAGAGAAGGGAAGAAGGAAGCAGCCAUGUUCAAAUUUUUCGUCACAAGAUUCAAAGAAAUAAUGGAGGACAGUUCAGCAAGUGCCAAAGAAAUGUCACUAGCCAUUAGAGGAUAUGGCUUGCUGGCAGCACCAUGUAGGGAGUUUCUUCAGCAAAAAGAUGUCCAGUUCAUGUUCAGUGAGAUGAUCACCAAAAGUGAACAGCUAUAUUUGAGCUCAGAUAAAGAAGAUAUUGAGGACAAGUUGUACAGUCUACCAAGCUACCUUGAGGCAUUGGGCAAUAUUAUCAGGCAGCUAGACCAUGUACCAGAAACAUACGCAACUUCCAUUGAACGUUUGAUGAUUAUCUUGGCAGAAAACUUUCCCACAAUUCACCAAAAGCAGCAUUUCUUUUCUGUGAAGUCCCUCCUUUGGGUGUUGAUAACACUUAUGCCAAAAGGAGAAGUGUUCUCUCAAGUUCUGUCUGGCUUUGUGUUCCAAAUGCUGAUUCGGACCUGCUCUCAUCCUCCAUUGAUUGAGACGGAAGACAUGACAGAGAGCAAUCAGAGUGAGCAGACGGGCACCAAGGUCACCUUCAAGGAUUUCAUUGAAUUGUGGGACACCCUCUUCAACAGUCCCAGGAUCAAGGAAUUUAGCGUGGCUGACAUCAGUGUAGAAGUAAGGCUUUCACUGACAGAGGCGGUGUAUGACGAGCUUAUCAACUCGGUGCUGAGAAUGCUGGGUAAACUCGAUCUGACGUCUCAAUCCAGCACUGAAGUUGCACAGCAGCAAGAGGGUCCAACAAGUUCUAGUGAGUCUGAAGAUGUCUCGAGUGACCCUCUUCAUGGCAUGCAGCCUAACAAGCCUAAAGACUUUCAGAUCUUUAUCAACCUUGUUGACUUUUGCAGAGAGAUGUUACCUGAGAAACACUACAAGAUGUUUGGGAAAUGGCUAUUCCUGUUCUCCCACACCCUGAUUCUUCAGUCAACAGAAAAGCCCUUGGUCAGUGGGUACUACAAGUUGCUGGCCGUCAGUAUGAAGAUUGCCAACAAACUGAACUAUUUCCAGGGAAUGGUCAGUCUUUCCCCGGUGAAGAAAGAAGUGAAAAUGGAGGUGGAUUCAGAUCAGAAAGCAGACAUCCAUCAGAGAGCUACCUGCUUCCAGCUGAUCCAAAAAUUCACUAAAGAGGUCCUUGUGAGAAUGAAACAAUACAAAGACGACCUUUUGGCAGCAUGCCUGACCUUCAUCUUGACCCUUCCUAAAGAAAUCGUCUCGGAGCAGAUGUCCAGUGUGGUGCCAGCAAUACAGCUGACUUUGUCCAUUGGUUUGGGUUACCUCCCUUUAGCUAUGAUUGCCCUGGACGCCUUGGAUUAUUGGUCGGAUACACUGCCCGCCUCAGUCAUCCGUCCUUUCUAUCCACAGAUACUACCCUGUCUGGACAGCUACCUCAAAACUAUGGACCAGGGAGCGGAUGAUGUUAGUGAAAACACCAUGGAAAUGAAUAAGAGUAAGAGUGGGAAAGGAAGGAAAAAACUACCAGUUCGAAUUCUCAAGGGCCCCAAGACAGAUUCCAAACAGGUAUUCGAGACACAGCUGGCAAAGGUAAAACAAAGGGUGAUGACCUACUUAGGAAGACUUGGAGGAGAAGUGAACCACGCCCUACUGGCUGGAAGUGAUGUCUGUGAAGAAGCCAUCGCAUGGGAUGCUGAACAGCACCUCCGAUUUGAUGUGCCAUUUAUGGACAUGAAGCCUCAGAUAUAUUUUGACCCCUUUUUGCCUCGCAUUGUGGAGCUAGCCACAAAAUCUGGAGAUAGGCAGACAAAGGUGGCGGCCUGUGAACUCCUUCACUCCCUCAUUCUCCUCUGUGUGGGGCGAAGUGCCACCCAGCCUGGUAGAGAACGCUACUCAAUGGCCCCGCUCUACAAGAAAAUGUUUCCCAGCAUUCUCCAACUGGCUUGUGAUGUAGAUUUGGUAACAAAACAGUUAUUUGAGCCCUUACUGAUGCAGUUAAUUCACUGGUUCACAAAAAACAACAAGGCAGAGAGUGAGGAAUCCAUGGCCCUACUGGACGCAAUCUAUGAUGGAAUCAUACAACCCAAUGACACGGCACUGAGGGACUUCUGUGCCGUCUGUCUGAGAGAGUUCUUGAAGUGGUCAAUCAAGCAAACAAAAAAUGUAGAGAAGAGUCCAAUAAAUGCUAAAUCGCUGCUGAAGAGAUUGUACAGCUAUGCGCUUCACCCAGGGGCAUUCAAAAGACUGGGGGCAGCCCUAGCAUUUAACAAUAUCUACACAGUCUUCAGAGAGGACAAUGCGAUGGUGAAUUUGUACACAUUCCAGAUUCUUGUGCACUUUGUUGAGAGUCUGGCCAUUGCUCACGAGGAUGAGUCAUCGAUGGGUACUCAGACCCAAUGUAAGAUGGUGCUGGACCACAUGGAGAGAAUCAUCAAAGUGAAGGCCAAUGUUCUCAGCAAAGAAGACAAAAAUAGAACUGAACCAAAACAGUGGAGUGUUGUCAAGUUGGACAUUGCUGUGCGCUGGUUGAUGAGACAGUGUGGUCGGCCCCAGACAGACUGUAGACACGCCUGUAUGAAGUUAGUCCAUCAGCUGGCCCCCUGCAUCACAGGGAUAAAGUCAACCAAGGACUAUUUUCAGACGUUUUAUAAGAGCGAAAAGGCAUCCUAUUUUAUCAUCAGAUUUGAGGGGAAACAACAGAAGUACGGCCUGCUGUCUUGCCCUGAGAUGACUGCUGUGGAUUCUUCGUUCUCCGUCCAGAAUGCAGUUUCCUGGUUUGAUCACUAUUUGGCAGCCCUGGACUGCUACAUCUGGACCUUUGGAGAGAGUUUGUUGAAUCCGGAUGACAUUUUCUUAGGAGAGGGAAGAAAGCAGAGUAAGUUGUUACAGGCCAUGCAGCAUUUCCUCAGCCUGGUGGUGAUGGAGGACAUGGAUGAAGUAGGGAAGAUGUUCCGACACGAGCCCCUGACAGAUGUGUACACACCCAAAGAACGGGAUGAAUACAACAGAACAAAGUGCACUGCAGUUGUGAGAACACUGAAUUUUUUCUGUGUCCUAGUGGCUAGGAGCCCAUCCAGUGUUAAGAAGUUGCUGCCCUCAGAAAUUCUGGGCAAGGAUCUGUGGAACUUGAUCAGUAUGUGUGUGCUACAACCCUCAGCUGUUGGUUUCAACCUAGGGGACGUAGAAAUCAUCAAAAACCUACCCACAGAGAUGGAACAGUUGCUGAAAGUGUUGAAUGCAAAGCUCCAACCAGAUGUGCUAGCUGCAAUGUGUAAGGAGUUUGGGAGACUCUUACAAGGAGAUAGAGACUUGUCUGGGUUGCUGAACAGGCCCCUGGACGACCCCUCUACAGACCAUGUGUUCCUACAACAGCUAGUGUCAGGCUACCAGCUUCUCCACAAUGUGGGGCUACUCAGCAAGGUCUCCAUGGCAACGACGCUGCCCGAUCUGGCCAACAAGCUCUUGGAAUAUGUCCACAGUAGCUUAAUUUGUGUGGAGGGAGGGACUAAAAAAGCCCAGACCCUGUUCCCGACAGCUCAGGUCACGGCUACCAGAAUGCUGGAGUUGUCCUUCUGCCUUGGUGUCCAGAUUAAGAAAGUUGUCAUGUGUAUUUUGGAUGAAUCCAUGGUUGAAGGCACAGCCAAGGGCUACUCACAAAGUCAUGGAGAACUCGUGUUCACAGCCUUCAAGACCACAGUAUCUGUACAUCUGGCCAAGGCCAUGGCACAGGCAGUUCCUGUGCUGUGUGAGCAUGCUCAGAAGCAGUGUUACCGAGUGAUGAGCAUCCUGGUUACCAUGGUAGACACUGUCUCUAAGGACAAAAACCUCAGAAAACAGAUCAGUGCCAAUGUUGUGACUUCUGUAGUGGAGAAAUGGAAAUCCAUUUCCUCCUGGUGCCUAGCAACCCCUGAACUCCACAGCAUGGCCAUGUUGCUCCUUACUAAACUGGUUCUCCUGGACAGUAAGGUGGUGACAGACAGCAGUAGUGGUCAUUUCCCAGAAGUUUUUGAAACAUAUCUCUCUAUGCUGACUGAAAAAAAGACAACAUUAUCCGUAAAGUGCAAGAUUUUGGAACUUCUGCCAUUCUUUGCCACGCUACCAGAACCUCAUUUGAAAAAAUUAAAGAGAAGCUUGGAUAGACUUGUGGCAGACCAUUUCCCCAUCAAGAGCACUGAUCUGCCUGAAUCCAGUCCUCAUUUCAAAGACUACAUUGCUGCUAUAGAUCGGUUACUGACCAGCCUGGAGCUCUCUGGAAGUGAGAUGUUGUUAGAGCUUCUGAUCAGCAUCUUCUGUCGUGAACCCAAACACGUGUAUGAGACAAAGAUAUUGGAGUCCAUCAACAGGUUUACCAGAAGGGUACCAACUGCUAAGCAGAAGUCGAUGGUGGAUGUUGCAUAUAACAUUUUCUGCCAGGAGAAGCUCUACCCUGGGGAGGUCAGAAGAACCACCAUAGAGAAGGUGGCCCUGCCCAUCCUCCGACUGGUCCACAAGUCCGCCCUGCUCGAGUUCUCCAAUGACCACAUGGGUGACCUCAGAAGCACGGUGGAAGCAAAGCUAGUCAAGGGAUCUGGGCUGGAGAACCAGCUAACCUCUAAGCUUUGUUGUUUCCAACUCCUUGAAUUGAUGUAUGGGCGUCUUAGUAAGGAGGAGGUGUUUGGUAAAAGCUCAGUGAUCAACAAGAAGUUCUGUGAGGUGAAAUCUGUGAAUGUGGAUACAGGCAAGGAAAUGACUCAAGUCAUCAUGAGAACGGCCCAUGAGGCUAAGGGUGAGGAUGUGCGGGGGGAGGCGAGUUGUGUGGAGUUGAGGAGACAGUACCACUGUGCCGCCUACAAUCUGCUAAUAGCUGUCCUCUCCAGCACUCAGACCGAUGCCAAGUUCUACACAGCCUUCUUGUUCAAAGAAGAUGAAGCCAAAGGACAGUUUGUGUUUGACAACUUGCUGGAUAAAGACAAAGCAUACGUAUUCUCGUCGGAGCUGAAGGCUCCUCUGUCCAGAAAGAAACAGUAUGUCUCCAUUAGAAACGAGGUGAAGGAGAGCAAUUCUCAGAAUGGGGAGGCAGACGAGGGGGAGAGUUCCUCUCUACACCUCGCCUCACAGUACCUCGCGGACAGCAGCCUGCACGAGGACCUCAAUCAGUAUGACUUCACAGCCACGCCUCAGAUGUCUGAGGGGUCGCCAAGGGAAAAAGUGUUGACAGUUCGCAAAUCUAGUUACACAGAUGAAGAGGAUGAUACGGAUACCAAAGUGAUGGUGGAGGAUGACUAUGUAGAACUAGAGAUGGAUGAACUCAACCAACACGAGUGCAUGGCAAACAUGAUAGCACUCCUUAAACACAUGCAGAGGGCGAAAAUCAUUCCUCUUGUAGAAUCUGGUGUGGUUCCUGAGUUGCCAGCCUGGAUGAAGAACCUGAAUGAUAAACUGAGGAGUCCACGGACUCACAACAACAUCAAGUACUUCAUCACCAAGCUGAUCAUCAACACUGCAGAGAUAUUCCGCCCCUAUGCUAGGGACUGGAUCCGCCCCCUGACCCAGCUGAUCAUCAGCGGUCUCUUCACAGGCCUGAAUUACUUUGUCAUUGAUGUGAUAGUCACCAUCAUGUCUUGGCACCAAGUGGCAAUACCUCAGGACACUGUCGAGGACCGAGCCAUGUCCAGCCGCCUGGUGGAGUUUGUGAUGGGAUACGUUUACAACGACACUCGGCCGGUGUAUCGCAACAACCUGGAACUGCUGAAAACACUCCUGCAGGUCUGGAAGGACCGAGUGGAAAUACCUUACAACAUUGUGUAUAAGCACUUGAAACAGCCUGAUGAGACAAAGAAAGAGAGUUGUGUUGGAAUCCAGUUGAUGGGUGUGGUCCUUUCUGCUAAGUUCCCUCCUUACGCCCCCACGGCACCCGUUGAUCAGGAAAAAUUCUUCACCACUGUGGCUUCUUAUAUGAGAAAUCGUUACAAGGCUGUGUAUGCAGCAACAGCUGAAGUGGUUGGAAUGAUCUUCAAGCACCUUGCAGAGAAAGACAGACAGACAGAGGGAACAUUUCAUGACUACGUCGUAAACCUCAUGAAUUCCCUCCAGCAGAGUAACCCAGGCAAUUUUCUGCUUUGCAUUCAUAGGAUGCAUCUCCAUUACCCACCAAUAGCUGACAGGUUUAUGAACCGAUUGUUGUUUGUACUUCCUAAUCUUCAUGCUGAAUUCCGCAAUCGCUGCCUUGAAAUUGUCCUAACACGAAUCGACACUUUGGAAAAUGUCUAUGUAGAACUCAAAAGUAAAGGACUCCUUGCUUUUCUCACUCACAGAGAUGAUGAGACACAGGUUAUUGCUUUGAAAAUUGUUAAGAGCAUUCAGAGCAAACUGCAGCCAAGUGAGGUGUCGGAGUUACUUCCCCUGAUCUGUGGAUUCUGUGUCAGUCCCAGCAUUCCCUGUCGUAAUGUCAUGUACGACAUCUUGAUGUGGGUCUAUGACAACUACAGAGAAGAUGAGAGUGAAACAGCUGACACUAUUAUGCAACAAACGAAAGAAAGCCUGCUGAAAGGACUGGGCGAUGAUGAUAUGCAGUGCAGACUGCUAGUACAGAAUUUCUGGAGCAGUGAGACCAGAGUUCCAGGCAACACGCUGGACAGACUGGUGGCCAUGUUGGAGGCCAUGUACUCCCCUGUGACAGAAAAACAGUUCCUGAGCUAUGCCACAAACCUUGUCCUUGAAAUGACCUCCAAGAGUCCAGACUAUCAAAGGGAAAUGUUUGAGUCGCCUCUUGAGGACUGCAAAUUUCAGGACUAUAAUGUGAAAUCAUCUUGGAAACAGAGGCAUGCAGCCAUGACACCACUGUUUGCCAAUACCAUGGCAACACAGAGUAUGAUGGAUGACGAUGAGAGUUAUAGUGGAGAGAUCAGAGCCACACAGGAUGCACAGCAAUUCACUGCCACUCUGGAUGCUUCCAAAGCUCCAUUUAACUGGUUGACUGGGAGUAGUUUGGAUACCUUCACGGAUUACAGCACAGUGGGCUCAGAGACCUCCAGCUCUCUGUUAUUCACUGUGGGGACACAGGACAUGGCUCUCAGGACCGGCCUCAAGCCAAAAAGAAAACCUGGUCCCGGGUUUGGCCGACCUCGAGCAGGAGCCAGUACUAAACCAGCAGAGAGAAGUCGUAAUGAGGAUCAAGACAGUGAAAUGUACAGAUUGAAAAGGCGUUUCUUGCGAGAUGAGGAACAGACCAAAACUUACUUCAUCAAACGCCACACCAGACUGGAGAAGAUGAGGGAGGAGGCACUGAGAGAACAGAAAUCUCGCAGAGAACACCAAGUCACCAUGUAUAGGAAGUAUAGAAAGGGCGAUCUACCAGACAUACAGAUCAAGUAUUCCUACAUCAUAGCGCCGUUACAGGCUGUAGCACAUAGGGACAGCUCGGUAGCCAAACUGCUCUUUGGUGCCAUAUUCAAGGGAAUAUUCUCCAAGAUGGAUGAGGUCAAGACGGAGAGGGAAGUACAGGAGACCAUACAACAAAUUCAGAAAAGCAUUGGAGUGGUACUGACCACAUCCAUACAGUACUUCACUCCAUUCAUCAGCUGUUUGCUGGAUGUUCUGUACAGCUUGAGAAGCAAACUUAAAGUUGAUGUGUCAGACGUCAGCUCUGCUGCAAUGUUCGGAAAUAUCCAACCAUUGGGUAUAUGUGUAUUAGAAGAACAACUGAUCUCACAAGAUGAAGAUGAAAGACCAUCAAAGAGAGGGAGGAGUGAUAAUGCUGUAGUGUCCACAGACACUCUGAGCUGGAUUGAGCUCGCCAGAUUGUACAAGUCUGUUAAGGAGUAUGAUGUGUUGCUGGGAAUCUUCAGUGGAAGAAUAGGAACACAAGACAUCACAAAGGAAGCUGUACAGAUGGAGGCCAGGGGGGACUACUACAAAGCUGUCAAACUGUACAAUCAGGCUUUGUCUUGUAAUGAUUGGGAUGAAAACCCGCCCACCAUUGAAGUAGAUAUGUGGGAUGAAUCCAGAAUGGAGUGCCUUGACAACCUUUCUCAGUGGAAAGAGCUGGAAGGGGUGGCCAUGUCUGGAAUCAGCAGUAACUCCAUCAGUCAGGUCUGGAAGGACACCUACUAUCAGGAGCAUUAUCUGCCAUACAUCAUCAGGAGCAAGGUGAAGCUAAUGCUGCAGGGAGAUGGUGACCAGCAGCCAUUGCUGACUUUUAUUGAUGACUGCAUGAAGCAGACAGAGCAGAAGGCUCUGAUAGAGAGUCGUUACAGUGAAGAGCUGGCGCUUAUGUACAUAUGGCAAGCAGACUAUGACCGGGCUAGACAUUACUCCACCCUGGCCACACAACAGUUCCUUCUUGAUUGGAGCAGCACAGACAGCCUGAUGUCAGUCAGUAGGAGGAGCCAGCUCCAGAGACUACAGCCUCUGGUGGAACUCCAGGAGUUCCUCAGCUUCAUGGCCUCAGAGGGUAAUUUUACAUCUGUCACACCUGCUAAUUCACUGAUUGAAAGGUGGCAAGCCAGGGCCCUGCAUCCACUGCUGGACACAGAGGCAGUAUGGGACAAUGUUGUCACAAACAGAAUGAUGUUCCUGGACCACAUAUCUAACCGACUGUCGACUUCCCUGGUGAAGAAAGAAGAAGACGCAAUGGAAGAAGAUGAAGAGGACUUGUUUUUGGCCUCGAAAAUCCAUCUCAGAUUAAAGAUGGCUGACAGCAGUUGCCACAAGAGGAACCAUAAGCUAGCAUUGAAUAUUUUAGCAGAUAUACACAAAAAUUAUCGAGACAAGGAAAAUGAGAUUUUGAAUUUGGAGUGGAGUCAUUUGUACGCCAAGACUCACCAGCUCAGUGCAAUGUCAGCUGACACGGACUGGACCAAUGACAUCUUCUCUAGUGUUAUCACAACCAUAGACAGGCUGGGGAAAUUCAAGGACAGUUCUCUGUUUGAGAGAGAGGCUGGAUUAGGCCGCAGACAUUUCGUCCUGCUGGGACAAGCGUUUGGUCUGCUUGUGAAAGGGGUGCAGAGCGAGAACUGUUUUAGCAGCCUAAGUGACAAAAACUCAGAGAAAAUCAUGGGCAUAUCUAAAGCAAGCAAACUGGACCCGAGGGAGUUAGCCAGAUGUCUUGUUGAAGAAGGAUAUAACCAGAUGAGGAAGAGUUUGUCCUACGAUGGUCGAGGGACCCGCACUUGUCGCUAUGGACUGGAGGAGGCUUACCUGGCCCUGGCUCAGUAUUGUAACAAGUUCCUCAGAAUGGCAGAGGACGACAGUGACAAAGAGUCUCUAAAUCUCUCCAAGGAGUGUCAAAAGAAUUUUCCGGAAACAAUCACUGUCUGUCUGUUAAACGCAAUGAAGCUUGAUUCCAUGGAGGCCAGACAGAGGUUUCCACGGUUACUACAGUUGGUGGAAAUGUAUCCAGAAAUUCGCUCCACUUUUGUGGAAAAGAGUGGGCAAGUUCCAUGUUGGAUGUUUAUUAUGUGGAUAAGCCAGAUGAUGGCUUUGUUGGAUAAACCAGAGGGCAGCACUGUUCACCAUAUCCUGAUUGAGCUCGCAGAGACUUACCCGCAGGCUGUGGUUUAUCCCUUCAAACUGAGCAGUGAGGGAUACAAAUUUACUAACAAGAAGGAUGAGGCAUUUGUGGCAAAACUCGGCAGCACACUGGGUGAUGAACAGCUCCCAUUGGUGCCAAAGUUUAUUUCAGCCUUGGAACACAUGAGCCAGCCAGAUCAAAUAUUUAAGGACUGGUUUGAUGACACUAGACUGAAAUUUAUGAAGAACAAACCAGACAAGAAGGCCAUGAAGGAAGAAUAUCAGAUUAUGUAUAAGAAAGUGUUAGAGUUAACUGAGACCGCGGGUCGAGGUGCAAGCCAGAGGUCACAGACAGAGGAAACACUUAGUAUAGUGGACAAGGGAAAAUACCCAAAAAAGUUUGCUGAGCGAUUUAAGAAAGAUGUUGACAGCUGCUUUGGAAAAAAUGGAGAGAAAAUCUUGGACAUGUCAUUUAGUAAACUGGCAAGUGCUUACAAGAAAGUGUACAAAGACAUGGAUUUUGAAGUGAAAGAGAAAAACCUGAAGCCCCCGGCAAACCUCAAAGAUUACUGUCAGUGGCUGGCCAAUUUCAAUCCCAGCAUUCAGGGCAAAGAUCUAGAAAUACCAGGUCAGUAUGAUGGAGUGAAAAAGCCUAUGCCAGAAUAUCAUAUUAAAGUGGUGGGAUUUGAUCAAAGGGUAAAAGUGAUGACCUCAAUACGUAAACCUAAGAGGAUAACAAUCCGCGGGAAUGAUGAGAGAGAGUAUCAUUAUCUGGUGAAGGGUGGGGAAGACCUGAGGCAGGAUCAGCGGAUAGAGCAGCUCUUCUUCCUGAUGAACCAGGCACUGGAGAGUGACCCUGCCUGUAAGCAGAGGAAUCUGAAAAUCAAAACAUACCAGGUCAUCCCCAUGACUUCAAGGGUUGGUUUGAUAGAAUGGAUGAACGACACCAUCCCACUAAAAGAAUUCUUGAUUUGCAAUCUCACAGAGCAAGAAGCCAAAUUUGUCAGUGGCAAACAGGGACCCUCGAGUCUUCACAAUUCCUGGAUAAUGAAACUAAGCAAAGAUCCAAGAGAUUUUCCACAAGGUUACAUGCAGAUGUACCUGAAAUAUAACAUGACAGAAACUAGGAGGGAACUGCAGAAAAAAGAAAAUACUAUACCAUGGGAUUUAUCAAGGCGAGCUUUCCACAAGAUGAGCACUUCUCCCGAGGCAUUCCAUGUCCUUCGCUGCAAGUGUGCCUCAACACACGCCCUAAUCUCGAUAUGUCAGUAUGUGCUUGGCAUUGGUGAUCGACAUUUGUCCAACUUCAUGAUAAAUCUUAAGAAUGGAGAAAUGGUGGGCAUAGACUUUGGUCAUGCUUUUGGGUCAGCUACACAGUUCCUUCCAAUUCCUGAGUUGAUACCAUUCAGACUGACUCGACAGCUUCGAAACUUAAUGAUGCCGCUACAGGUCCAUGGUUUGAUUGAGUCUACCAUGAUUCACACUCUCCGUGCACUGAGAAAUAACUGUGAUCUGUUAAUGAAUACCAUGGACAUUUUUGUCAAAGAACCAUCUGUUGAUUGGCUGGUAAAUGCAGAAAAGCAAAUGAAUGAAAUGAAAGUAGAAGUAUCACCAGAAGAUGAAGUUCAGUGGUAUCCAAAAGAAAAAAUAGAGUAUGUGAAGCGCAAACUAAGGGGGGAUAAUCCUGUCUGCAUAUCAAGAGAGGAAUUGAAAUUAGGACACUCCAAGAAGCCAGCUUUUCCAGCAUUAGAGAGAGUGCUUCAGGGAGAUAAGAGAGAAAAUGUUCGAGCCCAGCUUCCUGCUUCGGGAUUAACAGUGGAGCAACAGGUGGCAGCACUGAUCGACCAAGCGACAGAUCCCAAUAUUGUGGGCCGUGUGUGGGGAGGCUGGGAGCCUUGGAUGUGAAUUGUCAGUGACUAGAACUGUGGACGUAGCAAGAAUGGUCAUUUUUCAUAGCUGAACCAUUUUCUUUUGGGUUUAUUGCAUGCUCAAAGCUGUAGAAUGCAUGUAGUGUUAGUGUGACAGUAACUGAUCAAAAGUAAAUUCAAAUAUAGCAAAAAAGUACAAAAUAGAGUCACUAGGUACAAACAUGGAAAAUAUAAAUGGAUCUAAAAGACUGAAGAAAUGGUACUUUACCAUUUAGUGUAUCAUUUUCAUUCACAAAUACCCUGUUGUUUACAAGUACAACCAGUACAUGUUAUACCAGAAAGGUGGUAAAAAUAAAUUGUUUGUAGACUAUUGCUUGUUACUUACUUGAAAUAUACCUGUCACUCAAUUAAACAAACAAUUUUAUUAUAA
This is a messenger RNA of Magallana angulata, 12783 nucleotides long. Its product is annotated as DNA-dependent protein kinase catalytic subunit-like. The record is from RefSeq and is a predicted model, not a curated record. Gene Ontology annotation, biological process: telomere maintenance; intrinsic apoptotic signaling pathway in response to DNA damage; double-strand break repair via nonhomologous end joining. Gene Ontology annotation, cellular component: nucleus. The transcript has 95 exons. Lineage: Eukaryota; Metazoa; Mollusca; Bivalvia; Ostreida; Ostreidae. Bases 28 to 12390 code for a protein of 4120 amino acids. Gene Ontology annotation, molecular function: protein binding; DNA-dependent protein kinase activity.